This is a messenger RNA of Populus euphratica (Euphrates poplar), 1415 nucleotides long. RefSeq names its product UPF0481 protein At3g47200-like. The coding region runs from base 1 to 1218 and encodes 405 amino acids. NCBI's taxonomy places the organism in Eukaryota, Viridiplantae, Streptophyta, Magnoliopsida, Malpighiales, Salicaceae. The record is from RefSeq and is a predicted model, not a curated record. The transcript has a single exon.
AUGGGAGAAAACGAUCGAUUAAAAAUUCCUUCAAUUCCAAUUGAAAAGCCGCGCCAAGAUAUUUUAAUUAUUAUUCGAGAUGACUUGGAGACUAGCUUUCGGUCUGAGCAGUGUUUCUAUGAAGUUCCUUCAGCACUUCGUGAUAGAAAGGAAGAUGCCUACACUCCUCGAGUAAUCUCUAUAGGCCCUAUUCAUCAUUAUAGCGAAAAAUUGGUGGCUAUGGAAAUUCAGAAACGGAGAUAUCUGAAAGAAUUUUGUAGACUGAGAGUGGAAAGGGAGCAAGAAGGACAUUUGGAAACACUUUUGAGAACCAUUUCAGGUCAAGAAGAUCACAUACGCCGUUGCUAUGCAGCUGAUUCCUCGAAGCUUAGCGGCGAUCAGUUUGUGAUGAUGGUUCUGUUAGAUGCUGUAUUCAUCUUCGAGCUCUUCUUGAGGAAUGAAGAAUACCUGGGUGAUAGCAGCAAAUAUCAAGACGAUUUUAUAAUAGGCCAGCCCUGGUUGAGAGCUGCGAUUCGACGGGACUUGAUAUUGCUUGAAAAUCAGCUGCCAUUCUCUACUCUCAAUGAAUUAUAUGAUUGUGCGAUGAGCGAGACCGCUUGCAAACCUUUCAUGUACCUUUCCUGCCGGUACUUUGACAAGUACAAAAAGAAUUCCGAGCCCAGCAAAAAAAUACUACAUUUCACAGAUUUGGUGAGAUGUUUUCUAUCAUUCAAGCACCCGGAUUUAAAAAUUGACAAGGCAGAACCGAUAAAAACUCUCUCGAAAGGUCAGACACCGCUUUCAGAUAAGAAAGGUAAGUUAAUUAUGCCUUCCCUUGAAAUAGACAACAAUACCGAAUGUCUCCUCCGAAACCUCAUUGCGUUGGAGCAGUUACAUUAUCCAGGAGAAGAGUACAUUUGCCGUUAUGUUAAGCUACUAGAUUUUCUCGUGGAUCUUGAAAACGAUGUGGAUUUGCUCAUCGAAAAUAAAGUUAUUGUUAGCAAGCUAGGUGACAGUAAAGCGGUGGCGGAGCUUAUUAACGGACUUUGCCGGGAAAUGGUAGAAGUUUCUUCCACUUUUGACCUUCUGUCCAAACUGCUGAAUGAUUACUAUGAGAGCUCCUGGAAUAAAAACAAGGCGUACUUGGUAAGUGUGUACUUCAAAAAUAUUUGGACAGGAACUGGAACUGUUGUUGGAUCUCUCAUCCUGCUCGUCACCUUGACAUGGUUUAUCCUAUAGCUUCUACGUUAUUAGGUCACUACGUUUUCUGGGAAAAGAGUGGUUUGAAGCUUCUAACAUAUGUAGUUUAUCACUUCUGUUAAUCGUGACGUGUGUUGCGCCAGUGCUUUUAGAUUUUGUUUUUCGUUUGAUGUUAUGAAGUUUCGUCAUUCGUGCUGUAAUUCGUGGUUAAUCAAUAAUUAUGGUUUGCAUCAAAA